Lasiosphaeria miniovina is the source of this 1878-nucleotide messenger RNA. RefSeq lists its product as uncharacterized. The annotation marks the transcript as partial. The record is from RefSeq and is a predicted model, not a curated record. The transcript is spliced from 2 exons. NCBI's taxonomy places the organism in Eukaryota, Fungi, Ascomycota, Sordariomycetes, Sordariales, Lasiosphaeriaceae.
CCCGUGCCGCCGCCGACAAUCACAGCGUCCGGCCCGCCACAGGCAGCGCUGAACGACUGCCCCGGCCCGGCGCGCGUGGUGCGCUACGCGACGACGUGGUACCGCCUGCCGAAACCAUCCCCUCCCGCCUCCAAGCAGGACGAGGUAGGGGAAAACGAGUUCCUGAUCUGCACCUGCUGCUACACGCGGCACAUUGCCGGCACGCCGCACGCAGCAUCCAUCGGCGCCACGGCCGCCGAGCUGCCCGCGGGCCGCGUGUGCCGGUUCGACGUGCCGCGCGUGACGGGCCCGGGGCGCGGGCUGUGGGCUGCUGCGUGUCGCGAUCCCGGCGGUGCGGGUCUGGAUGCGUUGCGGGCGUAUGCGGCGCGCAGAGCUGAGCUGGGCCUGUGUCCUGACGAUGAUGCGGAUGGGGGGUAUGCGGAUGGGGGGUAUGGCAACGGGGACGGCGGGCGGUGGUUCGUUGCUGCGCUUGCCGGGAGCGGGAGUGAUGCGUUGCGUGUGUGCGAGGCGUGUUUCGAGGAGCGCGUGUGCGCGACGGGGUUUGCAGGACAUUUCCGUCCGCAGCAGACACAGCAUGCGCAACAGAGCGAUGAUGGCAGCCCGCCCGGAUGCCACCUGCGGUUCGCGUUCGUGGCGCGGGCGCUGGCCCACACAGAUGAACACGGCGGCGGCGGCGGAUGGAGCGCGUUCGCCGCGGCGGCGGCGCGGCGGCUGGGCCAGCCUACUUGCGCGGGCAGCAGUACCGCAGUGGCAGCGACCAGCCGCGGCUGGCGGCGCGCGCGGCGGGCCGAGAUCGCCGGCGUGACCGUGUGCGAGGCGUGCUUUCUCGACCUGGCGGGCAUGACGCCGUUCGCCGACGAGUUCGACACGGCGCUGAUCUUCCGGGCCACGGCUCAGAUGUGGACGUGUCAUGCUGCGCGGCCGCCGCUGGCCGUGGUGCUGGGCGUCGCGCAGAGCCGGCAGGACUUUGGCGUGUUUGUCAGCGGCGCCGCCGCCAUCAUGGCCGCGCCGGCGUGCACCGAGGCCGGGCUCGGCGGCGGCGCCGUGACGUGGUACACGCUGGCGGGGCGGCGGUGCCACAACUUCGAGGUGUGCGCGGGCUGCUACGCGGGGCUGCUGGAGCCGUUCGGGGUGGCGGGUUUCCUGCAGGCCGUGAGCUUCUCGGGCGACGAGGCCGCCGUGCCGCGGCUGUGCGACUUCCACCCGAGCGCGCCCUACUUCGCGCCGUACGUGCACCGGCUGCAGGAGGCUGUCGACGUGGGCGUGUGGGCGCGCUUCUCCGAGUUUGUGCGCGCGCACGCGGCGCUCGCCGGCGCCCCCGCGUGUCCGCGCUCGACGCCAACGCCGGACCUGAUCUGGUACGGGUACCAGGACUGCGGCAUAUGCCCGCGGUGCUACGCCGAGGUCUGUGUCGACACGGCCCUGGCGGCGUCGAUGCCCGUGCAAGCAGCGAGGGUCACGGGGGCGACCAUGUGCAGCAUGUACUCGCCGCGGAUGCGCCGGCUGUUCGCGGCGGCGUGCGAGCGCGGCAGCGCCGACGAGCUGGUCGAGUUCGCCCACCACCGCGCGCUCGUCCACGCCAACACGCUGCUCCGCGCCGACGCCAUGCGCCAGAUCCAAGCCCUGAAGAUGCGCCAGGCCGCGAACCAGGGCGUCGUCAGCUCCAUCUACAGCGGCGGCCAGAGCUUCGCGCUCGCGGCUGGGGUGACGAGCGACUACGCCUACGGCAGCAGCACGCUUGGCUGGCACCCCACGCAGUCGGGCGCCAUGGCCGCGCAGGCGUUUCAGAGCAUGAACGCCGGGUUUGCCGAGGCGAACAGUCCGCACGUCGCCAUGGAGAUUGCACAGCUCGAGGCGCAGUGGCUCGAGGUUGAGUAG